GCCGACGAGACCAAGCAGGCACACAAUUGAUCAAGCAACGUUGUGCUCUAAACUUUCCAAAUUGCUCUGCAAAUAAAGAAAGAAAGACGUUCCUACUGAAAUAAAUUAAUUAUUCAAGAAUAUAUUUAUUUCCACCAUAGUAUAAUGGAUGUGCUGGCUUCUGAGAAGGUCAUUACCAUAAGGGAUGAUGACCCCAAGAGAAAGCAUAAGAAGGAGCACAAAAAGCACAAGAAACAUGAAAGCUCCAAACCAGACAAAGUGAAGAAGCACAAGAAACAUAAGAAACACAAGAAACGUCAUUCAGAGUCUGAUGAUGAAGCUAGGGUGGAUAGAAACGAUCGGUAUACACCAGAAUUAUCUCCCAAACCUGCUAAAGGUAAUGUGAAUAAUGUGACUAAUGGUAAAUCUUGUUCAGGAUCACCUGAUAGUAUACCACGGGAAGCAGAUGAAAUUGUUGAUUAUAUUAUGGAAGGUGCCACUGAUGUGAAAGCCAACUCAUUGGAGAUUGUUUCAUCUGAGAGUGAUGACGCUGCUGUGGAAGCUGACUGUGACAGUGAUGCAAUUGAUGUUAACAUGAUUGAGGCAGACAUGGACUUGGAGGAAUUGAUGAAACAAAAAGAGAGAUUACAAGCAGAGAUUGCUAGAGCAAUGAAUGACAAUGAUGUCAAGAAUGGUGGUGCUAAAGUUCAACCAGAAUCAAUUGCAGAAGUAAUUCUGUUGGAUGAUUCUAGUAAUGAUGAAGUCAGUGUCAAGAAGAAACGACAUCGGUCGAUAAGUCACGAACGCCGUGUAGUUAUAACCGAUUGUGAGGAGAAAUCCGAAAAGAAAAAAAGGUUGCAUUUACAUCGAGAGGAACGCGAAGAAAAGGAACGUCGUGAUGAUCGCAAAGUCACUGAAAGACGACGUGAAAAGGAACGCAGCUCAAAUUCAAGAGAGGUUAUCCUGCAGAGCUCCAGAGAGCGUGAGCGACACGAGAAGGAAAGAAGGUCCCAUGAUAAUCAUUUACGAAUUGUUAGGGAGGAACGCGAACAUGACAGAGAACGGGAGCGUGAGAGAGAACGUGCAAUUGAAGCAAGGCGUGAUUCCAGAGAUGCUGAGCGAAGAGAAGCGAGAGAUUGGCAAACGCGCGACCGAAGACAUGCGGGUCGUCGCGAUAUGAGAAGUAGAUCCAAGUCAAAAGAGCGACGAUUGUCUCCGAGAGAUACCAGGGAUCGGCGGAGGCAGGAUGUUUAUAGAAAGGAUAGAAGAUCAAGGUCACGCUCCAGAGAUCGCGAACGUGAUAGAGACAACAGCCGUUACAAUAGGUACAACAGGAAUCGGCGGAAUCAUGUUGAAAAGUCUGAUAAAUACAAGGAUUCCUUAAGCGAAGGACUGAAGAAAGCAGAUAGCAGUAGUGACAGUGAUGUGGAGCUAGAUAUAGAUAUUAAGGAAGAUGAAGAAGAUGAGCAGGCGAUUAUCGAGAAGCGACGCAAACAACGAGAGGAGUUAAUGAAGCGCCUAGGUGGAACAAGUGAAGAUUCUAACACAGCAUCACUAUCCACACCUGUAAUCGAAUUGAAGGAUGACAAAGAAGAUAAACCUCAGAUGAUCCAUAAAAAGAAAGUGGAAACUUCACCUAUUUUAGUUCCUGACCAAGAUUCGGAUAAAAGUGAUGAUCGAAUUGAGGAAUCAUUAACUCCACCAUUGUUACCUACAAUGAAAGUGGCACAGGUGCAUGCAGUUGAAGAAGAAAAGAAAGAAAAGGAAAAGGAAAGAGAACGGGAAAAGGAGAAACUGAAGACAAAUCAUUGGGACAUGUUUGCCGAAGAAGACAACGUCAAACACUCGUCCCCAAGCACUAUAGUACAAAAAGGAUCUACUUGUGAGAAUCCUGCACUCACAGAUAACUGGGAUGAUGCCGAGGGAUACUACCGUGUGCGCAUUAGUGAAAUUCUUGAUAGCAGAUACAUGGUGUAUGGUUACACAGGACAGGGUGUAUUUAGUAAUGUCGUUAGAGCUCGAGAUCAGGCGCGAGGAAAUCUGGAUGUGGCUGUGAAAAUUAUCAGGAAUAAUGAAAUAAUGCAUAAAACAGGUCUUAAAGAAUUAGAGAUUCUUAAGAAGCUGAAUGACGCCGAUCCAGAGGAUCGUAUGCAUUGUCUGCGUCUCAUCCGCCACUUCUUUCACAAGCAGCAUCUGUGCAUGGUGUUCGAGCCGCUCAGCAUGAACUUGCGCGAGGUGCUGAAAAAAUAUGGCAAAGAUGUCGGUCUACACAUCAAGGCCGUGCGCAGCUACACACAACAGCUGCUCUUGGCGCUCAAACUGCUGAAGAAAACUGGCAUCCUGCACGCCGAUAUUAAGCCCGACAACAUUCUUGUCAAUGAGAGCAAAUUGGUAUUGAAAUUGUGUGAUUUUGGCUCGGGAUCAACAGUAAACGAAAAUGAAAUAACGCCAUAUUUAGUGUCACGGUUUUACAGAGCACCGGAGAUUAUUCUCGGCAUUCCGUACGAUUAUGGCAUCGAUAUGUGGUCGGCAGCGUGCACCAUCUACGAGCUGUACACCGGCCGCAUACUAUUUUCGGGCAAGUCUAACAACCAAAUGCUUAAGUUCUUCAUGGACGUGAAAGGUAAAAUGCCUAACAAGGUGAUACGUAAGGGCGCGUUCCGCGACCAGCAUUUUGAUGCAAACUGCAACUUUUUGUAUCACGAAAUUGACAAAGUGACUGAGCGGGAAAAAGUUGUGGUUAUGUCAAUGGUUAGAGCGUCUCGUGAUUUACAAACCGAACUUGUAGCUGGCCAGUCUCUACCUCCGGACCAGUUACGGAAAGUGACCCAAUUGAAAGAUCUGCUGGAUAAGGCCCUUUCCAUGGAUCCGGUCAAGCGUAUUGGGUUAAACAAUGCACUAACUCAUCCAUUUAUCCAGGACAAAAUUUGAGGAGGAUAUGCGGCUGCGUGCGACACAGUGUAGGGUUUAGCGAGAAUCAUUCGGAAUGUGCUGGCAAUAUUUAGAAUGGAUUGACUACUUCUGUCAGUAAUGUUACUAAUUUGAGGUAUUGUUCCAUAAGGUACACUAUUUGUAAUCCUAUUUUAUUAUUGACUAUAAAUCGCGUUUAUGGUUAUACGGAUGACAAAUUUAUAAACUAAACGAAAUAUUAUUUAUAUGAUUUAUUAAGUGUAUAAAAUAAGACUAUCAUCGGGUAGCAAAAACUUUUAAUGCUGGGGCGUUCUUAAAUGGCGUUAAAUGUUUAUUAUUUUCUUGAAUACCACAAUUAAAUUCUGGAAAUAAUUUAACACCGAAAAUCUUUACACCGUUACUAAAAUUUAGUAUUCGCGCCAAUUCAGGGUAACACGCUUUUAUUAUUUUACCCAGAGAAAUAUCUUUAAAAUUAUAUUUAAAAGAAAUACUAUAUUACACUAAAAUUAUUCAUGUUGACACCGUGAAAUUUUUAUUUUUGAAAUCAGUGGAUUUUCUCAGCGGGCAUUUUUUUAAAGAAAUGUAAAGAGAAAUGAAAAAAAAUGCUUGUUACUUAACAUUAUACAACUUUUUUUCAUUAACACGUAAAUGUAUAAUACAUGUCAUGACACAAGUAUUGCCAAAUACGCACUAUCAUAGAAAAAUUGUCCGUGUUCUAUAUAAUUUAAUAGGAGUUUUUAAUUGGAUUCAUUAAACUAAACUGCGAUUUAAAAAA
Dalotia coriaria is the source of this 3664-nucleotide messenger RNA. RefSeq names its product Pre-mRNA processing factor 4 kinase (gene Prp4k). Gene Ontology annotation, molecular function: ATP binding; protein serine/threonine kinase activity. The record is from RefSeq and is a predicted model, not a curated record. Lineage: Eukaryota; Metazoa; Arthropoda; Insecta; Coleoptera; Staphylinidae. The transcript is spliced from 7 exons. Gene Ontology annotation, biological process: peptidyl-threonine phosphorylation; peptidyl-serine phosphorylation; mRNA cis splicing, via spliceosome. The coding region runs from base 145 to 2910 and encodes 921 amino acids.